ACUUCAUCUCACAAAACAUUAUUGGGUUUGUCUUGUCCUUUCAUUACAUUCCAUCGUUAAAAAGACCCCACAUUUCCCUUUAGAACCAGGGCACGUACGUACAUAAACCAUCACACAUUAAUCCAUCCAUGGCUUUCUUAUCCAAGUUGCCCUUGGUUCUUUUCCUCUCUUCUCUCUUCCUCCAUGCUGCAAUAGCCGAGCUUGUUUGCGAGAAUUUGCCAAACAAUGUUUGUGCAUUUUCAAUAUCAUCGUCGGGCAAAAGGUGUUUGCUGGAGACAUCCAUGGCUAGUGAUAAUGGAAAGGUGGAGUACCAAUGCAAGACAUCGGAAGUGUUGGUUAAUGGCAUGACUGAAUAUAUUGAGACUGAUAAAUGUGUUGAAGCGUGUGGGGUUGAUAGAAAAACUGUUGGAAUCUCAUCGGAUGCCCUUCUUGAUGCAAAAGCCACUACCAAGCUUUGCUCUCCGGAUUGUUACCAAAUGUGCCCAAACAUUGUCGAUCUUUACUUCAACUUGGCUGCCGGGGAGGGAGGAUAUUUGCCGGAACUCUGUGAGAAACAACGCUCCAAUCCUCACCGCUCCAUGAGUGAGUUUUUGGGUUCCGGUGUGGCCCCUGGCCCUGUUUCUGGCUCUCCACGCUCCAAUUCUCACGGCCGUUCCAUGAGUGAGCUUUUGCGUUCUGGUGUGGCCCCUAGCCCUGGCCCUGUUUCCGGCUCUCCAUCUCGAAAAUUAUACGAGACCGUUCCCUUUUACGUUUCUGCAGCUGCAGCUCCCCAGUAAUCAUGUGAUCAUCUGCAUGCAUGGUUUUUGGAGUACUCUGUAUUUUAUAAAUUAGCUUAAUUUAAUGAGGAAUUACUAUAAGUAAAGUUGGGAGAGAAUAUGUGUCGAAAUGAUGGAUUGAAAUUUGAGGGUCAUUCCUUCGGGUGGAGUAAUACCAUUAUAAGGUCUCUCUGUAUUACGCACUGUUUGCGUAGUAUAAUUUGAUUGAGAAGAUAGAUUUUAAAACUUAAAUCUUACCAAUCAAAUUUUUUUCCAUUUAGGUGAUAUUGUUAAUGGUGUGCUCUACACACCAGUUUAAGAAUAGAAUAACUCAAUGAAAUGUAAUGUUGAGAACUA
Carya illinoinensis is the source of this 1112-nucleotide messenger RNA. RefSeq lists its product as uncharacterized. Lineage: Eukaryota; Viridiplantae; Streptophyta; Magnoliopsida; Fagales; Juglandaceae. Bases 129 to 776 code for a protein of 215 amino acids. The transcript is spliced from 3 exons. The record is from RefSeq and is a predicted model, not a curated record.